Symbiodinium pilosum is the source of this 2409-nucleotide messenger RNA. NCBI's taxonomy places the organism in Eukaryota, Dinophyceae, Suessiales, Symbiodiniaceae. The record is from the annotation of a GenBank genome assembly.
AUGUUUUGUGAGGAGACCGAGCCAGAACAGUCAGAGCAGCUUGUGGCCAGCUGCGGGCGGGAGAUGAAGAUGUCGAAUAAUCUGCUGCCUGAGGUGUUGGAGGAGCCCUCCAUGGUGCUUGUGGCUGAAACGCCAGCAGCUCCAACAGUUCCAACAGUUCCAACAGUUCCAACAGUUCCAACAGACAUGCUGGUUUCGGAGGUCAAGGAAAUCGGACCCACGGAGCAGCUCGAGCCCGAAACCUCGGAAGCUUCAGAGCCCUCGAUUCCUGCAGCUCAGCCGGACUGGCUUGGAACAGAUGGAGCCUUUUGCGACGGCAUGAACACUUCGGGGACGUCGCGGCUCUCGCAGCCGUUGGAUGAAGGUUUCCGGGCUGGCCUGAGCUUGUUGCACACUGCGGAGCUCCAACGGGCAUGCUCAGAACGUGGUCUGGCAGCAACUGGAGGAAAAAGAGAGUUGCUCAAUUCCCUGUUGCUUUUUUUCUCCUGUGCGCCACUGCCCACACCGACCCAGGAGGCUGGCACAUUGCAUUGUGAAGAUAGGCGUGUGCCCUUACCAGACUGCGCUGCUCAGAGCCUUGAAAUCCCGGCCAGUAAAGCUAAAGCAAACAAACCCGCAGCGGUAUCCAGAGCCCAAGUGCAGCCUGAGGAGGAGACACCCGCCCAGUGCAGUGGAACCAACGUAAAGGAUGUACAGCCGCCCAGAGUUCUUGCCGAAGAAGUUGAACAGCUAAGACCAUUGAAGCCCGUGCAGCGCAAGCUCCACUUGCAAGCGUCCUUGCUGCGACGUGACCGCGUUGCAAAGGCAGCUCCCACUCCUAAUUUCACAGCUCUUUGGAGAACAAUGUGUGCUUCGCAGCCAAAGCACCAAAGCGAGCAGCCGGUGAAGGAUGACAUAGGCCAGGGGGCGUUGGUCUUGCAGUUCGUGCGCCUGGCAUGGUUCAACAGCAUGCUCGGCAUGCUCGAGGCAAAUCCCGAGCACAAUCGCGGCGAGCGCAAGCGGUGGGAAGCUGUCAUGCUUGGUGCUCCAUGCCGCAAUGCUGGACACAUCAAGCCGGUGGGAGCACGUUUUGUCUACUGCGCAAGGCAUAGCUCGCGCUGGGCUCGCUUUGAGACCGUGGGUCAUGAUGACUUGAAGCCCCGCGCAGAUGGGGACACUUUUGGAGCGUUGAAGACAGCUUCCACCAGUUCCACUAUGCAAUCGAAGUUGGCCCCAUCGAUCACAAGGCAGCGACCUGUGGAGGAAGCAAAGUCAGGAACCAGCCGAGUGCUUCAUCCGGUCGCCACAGUGCAAGCGGGGUCCCCUGCAGUAAAUGGCAGGACUCGGAUGGCAGCACCCCAACAAGUGUCCAAGGGAAGACCGUCUCAGAACAAGGUGCCGCCAUUGAUGAAGAACGGGGUAGAGAGGGCAUCUGCUGCAGCACGGGUAGCACCUUCACUCGAGAGCUCUGCCAGGACCAACAAGCGAGCGGCCCUGGCUUCGACAGAGGCCGCAGGCUCAGCGUCCUGGGCUUCGACAUUUGCUGCCAAGCCAGCUCAUGCGCACUUUGCCUUUGCUCCUGGGUCCUUAGCAUUCUUCAUUGGGGUGCUAACACUUACUGGUUCGGGUUGGGGUGCCUUGCUCACUGUAGCGUCCUUGUUUGUGCCUGCGGCCGUGCCUGCGGCCGUGCCUGCGGCCGUGCCUGCGGCCGUGCCUGCUAUCGAAAGUAGCCCACGCCGCAACGCGGAGUCCGCAAGUGUCGCAGUGUCUGUGAGCCGGAGCUACUCAGGGGAUACAAGUCCAUCGGACGGACCGCUGCAGAGAGAGUUCGGUGCAUCGCAGACGGAGGCGAAGCCGAACUCGAAGCCGGACUUUGCUUCGCAACUACUGUGCAGGCUUUCCGGCACCACAGGAGCAAGUGGAAAGAGCGAUUGGUGUGCUUGGGAGUCACCAUUCGAAGUCGGGGCUGCCGCAGCAAGCUCUUUGCAUCAUGAGUCAGGGAAACAUGUCAUGGUACUGCACAAAUUGCAAGCAGUGGUGCAAAGGUACGGCUACUUAUUCUAUCUUGUGGAGCACAUUGGUCUACAGUGUGUCUACAGUACAGGGACAGCCGGCGCCGUGGCACGGUGCCGUCUGUGGCUAGAGAUCGGAGUCGCCGCGCCGGAGGGUAUCGCCGAGACGACUGCAACAACUGUGGGGAGAUGGCUCACACAUAAAUUGGUCGAAGCAGCGUGGUGGGGGGCAGGCAAAAGGACAAGGUGCCUGGCAAGGGCCAAAGAGCAAAGGGAAGGCGCAGCCAUCCACAUACCAGAGACCCACAUGGACAAGUCCCACGCCGCCGUGGUUGCCAUCAGGCAGCGCCGCCAGUCAGAUGAUCAACACUGGCGCGCCCAGAAGGUGCUCAAGUCCAGGCGCUGGUCGGAGCCCUGA